Messenger RNA from Synchiropus splendidus (mandarinfish), 497 nucleotides. Its product is annotated as cytochrome c oxidase subunit 7B, mitochondrial. The transcript is spliced from 3 exons. NCBI's taxonomy places the organism in Eukaryota, Metazoa, Chordata, Actinopteri, Syngnathiformes, Callionymidae. The record is from RefSeq and is a predicted model, not a curated record. Gene Ontology annotation, biological process: mitochondrial electron transport, cytochrome c to oxygen. Bases 129 to 365 code for a protein of 78 amino acids.
AUAAACGUUUUUUUCUCCUGUCAAACCGCGCAUGCUCGAGCUGGCUCGUCGUCAUUUCCCUUCCAUUGAACGGCCAUAUUUGCUACUUCCGCUGUUCAAGGGUAACAGAAGACACCGGACUUGUCAACAUGUACCGCUUCGCCAAAGCUGCCGUCAACGUUACCGGUCAGGCCGUGCGACAGGUGAGGCACGGUUCCUCCUCCGCACAUGAGUUCCACGCCAAGUAUGGCACCGGCUUGCUCAUCGGUGGAGCCGUCUUCUGCACAACUGUGUGGGGAUACGUGCUCACUCAGACUGGAAUCACCUGGAAUAUGUCGCCCGUCGGCAGGGUCAUGCCCAAAGAGUGGAGAGAGUCUGAGGAGUAAAUGUCCACUGUCACACACUGGGCCCGACCUCAUUCGCUGUACAGAUGAAAGAUGAUGAUGCCUGUGUUCAGACAGUGACAGUCUCUCUAUUCCAACCUGUUCCUUUGUCUAAAUAAAUUAAUUUCAAAUGUA